AUGCGCUGUCCCAUCAGGCUCUGCUUCGUAGCCUCCGUGGCCAUCGGAUUCCUGUGGUUGCUCGUGACUUUGAAGGCCCCCUGGGAAAUCGAAGCGGAUCGAAACAUGAAGGUACAUGUUUAGCUUUUGUCAAUGCCCCAGGACAAUCACAGCAGAAGGAACGACCUGAGACCACUAGAAGAAUGGCAGGAUCUCCACUUCAAGUAUAUGGACACAGUCCAUCAGAGAAGAAAGACGUGGCUGACGGUGGGGAUCUCCUCAGUGCCAGGGCCGAAUCGGAACAGCCUCUCGCACACCCUGGUCUCCCUGUUCCGAGCCUCCUCUAAGGCGAAGCGGAGACAGCUCACCGUGGUGGUCCACCUGGCUGACUCUAACCUCACCUGGCUCAGAGAAACCGUUGUCCAGAUGGCACACCUCUUCAGCCCACAGAUCUUGGCAGGGCAGCUGAUCCUGAUCCACGCCCCGGCUGACGCCUACCCCGCGCUAGGUGACGUCAGGGAUGAGGCCUAUCAGGGGGAGGUGUACUCCAAGCAGAAUGUAGACCACGCCUUCCUCCUGAGCUUCGCUGCAAAGCGCUCUCACUACUUCCUGUUGCUGGAGGACGACGUGUUCUGUGCCCCCAGCUUCAUGAGCCACAUUCGUCAGAAGGUGAACGCCAUGAGCUCGGACGCGUGGGUGCUGCUGGAGUUCUCUAACAUGGGUUUCCUGGGCAAGCUCUUCCGGAGCAAGGACCUCCCAGUGCUGGCCCACUUCCUCCUCCUCUUCUACAAGGAGAAGCCCCUCCACAGGCUGAUCCCUCAUUUCCGCACCCUCAUGGCCCAGAAAGACCCGGUCCUGUGCAGGCCCUUCCUGUUCUACCACCGGAUGGUCUACUACAGCGCCCAGGGCAGCCGCACGGGCCAGGCAGUUCGGAGCAAGGCCCCCUCCAGUCCCGACAACCCGCCCGGAGCCGUGUUCACGGACAUGAAGGUUUUUAGUGUCCACUUCCCCUGGGAGGCCUACACCCUGGACGCAUCUUUCUUCUGGACGCACAGUGUUCGUGCAGGAAGCCACCUGACAGUCAUUUUGAACCACCCAGCGAACUUGAGCAGAGUCCAAGUGCUGACAGGCACCAUCAUGGAUGGAAAGUACACCCUGGAGAGGGGGCACGUGGAGCUGGGCUACGAGCCCGAGGGGGUGCCCCAGUCCUGCACCAGCUUCACCGUGCUGGGCCGCCUCUUGGAAGGGCAGAUGGAUCAGGAGAUAUUUCUGAGACGGAUGAGGUGCCAAGUGAGCUGCGUGAAGCUGGUGGUGGAUGCUGACCAGCCGGGCGGGCUCAUAGUCAGGCAUAUCUCCCUCUGGGAGGAGCACACCAAGGCCGAAAGCAGCGCAGAUAGGUCAGCGAGGGACGGGAAAUAAAGCCUGGACACCACCUCGCUCCGGCCUGUCUGAGGGACGGGGUGCAGGGAAGGAGGGGCAGGGGGAGGAGACUCGGUCAUGCUUUCGGUGCCUCAGAGAUGUCAGGAGGCCUGUCC
Molecule: messenger RNA, 1514 nt
Organism: Molossus molossus (Pallas's mastiff bat)
Lineage: Eukaryota; Metazoa; Chordata; Mammalia; Chiroptera; Molossidae
Product: alpha-1,3-mannosyl-glycoprotein 4-beta-N-acetylglucosaminyltransferase-like protein MGAT4E
Exons: 3
Biological process (GO): protein N-linked glycosylation
Molecular function (GO): acetylglucosaminyltransferase activity
Source: RefSeq, a predicted model, not a curated record